ACCUAACCCCAAUCCACCCACUACGACCAAGACGACUCCUCUGGCUAUCUCUCCCAAGUCCCACCAACCCGAGUAGGCGAGCAGGACCGCAACACUCGCCGUCGCGUCGCAUGGAAGCCUCGAGUGGGGCCGGCGCCCGUGGCGGCGGCGGCGGCGGCGGACCGGCGCCGUUCCUCCUGAAGACGUACGAGAUGGUGGAUGACCCGUCGACGGACGCGGUGGUGUCGUGGAGCGACGCGUCGGACGCGAGCUUCGUGGUGUGGAACUCGCCGGAGUUCGCCGCGCGGCUGCUGCCUACAUACUUCAAGCACAGCAACUUCUCCAGCUUCAUCCGUCAGCUCAACACCUACGGAUUCCGUAAAAUAGAACCUGAGAGAUGGGAAUUUGCUAAUGAAUACUUUGUGAAAGGACAAAAGCACCUGCUGAAGAAUAUUUACAGGCGAAAGCCUAUCCACAGCCACAGCCAUCAACCAGGUGCACUGCCUGAUAAUGAGCGUGCAUUAUUUGACGAUGAGAUUGACCGGCUUGCGCGAGAGAAAGCUGCCCUCCAGGCUGACCUCUGGAAAUUCAAGCAGCAGCAGUCGGGGACCAUGUUUCAGAUUGAAGAUCUUGAGCAACGAGUGCUCAACAUGGAGCAGCGGCAGGGAAAAAUGAUUGCCUUCUUGCAGCAGGCUAGCAAGAACCCUCAAUUUGUCAAUAAGCUUGUAAUGAUGGCAGAGUCAUCCUCAAUAUUCACAGAUGCUUUCCACAAGAAGAGAAGGUUAGCUGGGUUAGAUUACGCCACCGAGACGGCAGAAGCUACUAGCUUUUAUGAUGAACAUAGCACCACUUCCAAGCAAGAAAUGGGCAACCUUUUGAAUCAGCACUUCUCCGAUAAGCUUAAGUUGGGACUUUGUCCCGCAAUAGCAGAGAGCAAUCUCAUCACUCUUAGCACUCAAAGUUCGCAUGAAGAUAACGGUAGCCCUCAUGGCAACCAUCCUGUGUGUGACAGAAUGGGGAUGGAAUGCCUACCGCUGGUGCCUCAAAUGAUGGAACUCUCAGAUACUGGGACGUCCAUAUGUCCCUCCAAGAACUCUUGCUUUACACCAUCUGUAAACGACGAAGGGCUCUUGCCAUGCCAUCUUAGUCUUACUCUUGCAUCGUGCUCGAUGGAUGUCGACAGAAGCCAGGCCUGCAAUGCAGAUGGGAGCACCACAAUUGAUGAGGGGAGAGACGACCCAGCAGAGGCGACCACAGCCACCACGGAUGACAAUCAAAAGACACCAGUUGAUUCUGAUAAAGCAGAUGCAGCGACACAACGACGAGGGGAUGCACGAAUUGCCACGGAGGCUCCUGCAGCUCCCCCUGCCGUGGUGAAUGACAAGUUCUGGGAGCAGUUCCUGACCGAGAGGCCGGGCUGCUCGGAGACAGAGGAAGCAAGCUCUGGACUAAGCCGGGAUCCUUCCAUGGAGGACAAGGGGCAAAUGGAAGGCAACAUGAAGGAUGGCAGCGAAGACAUGGAACAGCUGAAACUUUGAGCUUCUUCUAAUUUAUUUGGCCAAAGUGGUAUAUAUACAUACAGGCAUACAUCGUUACUAAGAUGUUAAGGACCAGGAAAUUACUGCUGAAUCAGUAGAUGUCGUGAAUUAAUAGGGUAUAUAAAUUGUGCACGGCAUGGAACGGUGCACAUAAUUUUGUUUUGUUUUAGAGCUGGAACCCAGAAUAGAAUCAUUCUAGUUUUACAGUGGUACCCUGCAGUCUCUGCUUCGAUUCUCC
Messenger RNA from Brachypodium distachyon (stiff brome), 1755 nucleotides. RefSeq names its product heat stress transcription factor A-5. Gene Ontology annotation, molecular function: DNA-binding transcription factor activity; RNA polymerase II cis-regulatory region sequence-specific DNA binding. Gene Ontology annotation, biological process: regulation of transcription by RNA polymerase II. Lineage: Eukaryota; Viridiplantae; Streptophyta; Magnoliopsida; Poales; Poaceae. Bases 111 to 1517 code for a protein of 468 amino acids. The record is from RefSeq and is a predicted model, not a curated record. The transcript has 2 exons. Gene Ontology annotation, cellular component: nucleus.